Messenger RNA from Suhomyces tanzawaensis NRRL Y-17324, 2920 nucleotides. It is a transcript of the gene SAS3, whose product is annotated as Sas3p. Gene Ontology annotation, molecular function: histone acetyltransferase activity. The record is from RefSeq and is a predicted model, not a curated record. Gene Ontology annotation, biological process: regulation of DNA-templated transcription. Lineage: Eukaryota; Fungi; Ascomycota; Pichiomycetes; Serinales; Debaryomycetaceae. Bases 487 to 2781 code for a protein of 764 amino acids. The transcript has a single exon.
UUGACCACCCGUGCCAUAGAGCCAAUCUUUCCUAGAUCAAUGCAUUUGUAAGAACUGACGAUAUAGAUUGCCAGCACUAGCUGGAAUAUUGGUAUGAAACCUGUCAAUGCAACAGAAAUAUCCGUAUCAUUAUGCCCAAACAAGAAAUGAGGCACACUGUCACGAGAACCAUGGCACUAAAAAGUUAAAUAUAACCCAGAUAAACCGUUUGGUUUAGACCGGAAAUGUCAAAUACUUAUCACGUGAUAACCUGUCUGGUAGCGCCCGCGACAUCCACGACAUCAACAAAAAUUCGGCUCCCACCAUAACAACUUCCUCCAUCAGCUUACUGCCCGCCAAGCGCCUAUUCUGUACUAUACGUGCGUUGCCCCGUCCCCCGUUCGAGUCAUUGUACCAGUCUUCCCAGAGUCACCCUUCGCUCCCUCAUCCCACCCGCUUCUAUCUCCUCCAUCCAGGUGACUCCACACACCCAAUGACCGGCUCAGAAUGAGUCUGAAUCUUCUCAAGCAAUUAGAGAUCUCAGACAACAGACAUUACUCGAAUGUGUCUGCCGGUGCUCACGAUCGAGCGCAUCGAAGGAAAGCAGGCACCACCUACUCCAUCAAACAGCUCUUUGACAAUGCCAUGAUCAACGAAGACGAGCACGAACGAAGUGCUGGCGCCAGACCACACGUCACGGUGGACCGUCUGGCAUCUCGCUUCGUGGUGAAGUUAUCCUAUGGGAAAAACCCUGUCAGUCGGCCCAAAGGCUCCCCCCAGAAGGAGUUGCCUUACCGCGGAAUCUUGAAUUUUCCGGAUUGUAUCAUCAACGACACCGAUCCAUCCAACAGUGACAGGACAUUGUUCGACAACUUGUACGAGUCAGGAGAAAGGUUGCGUUCCAGCAUCAAUGUGGACGGUUCUGCCGAAGCCAAUGCCCCAGAGUCGUCGCCCGAGUCCCAGAUCAAGAAAAUCGUGUUUCACGAUUUCGAGAUCGACACUUGGUACAAGUCCCCAUAUCCCGAGGAGUACACCCGAUCUAACGUGAUAUACAUCUGCGAGUACUGUCUCAAGUACAUGAACUCACCCAUUUCCUAUGACCGUCACCAGCUCAAGAACUGCAAUCUCUCCAAUAACCACCCUCCUGGGCUCGAAAUCUACCGGGACUCGAAGUCUCGGGUACUGAUCUGGGAAGUGGACGGUCGCAAGAACAUCAGCUACUGCCAGAAUUUGUGCUUGCUUGCCAAGUUGUUCCUCAAUUCCAAGACGUUGUACUAUGAUGUCGAGCCAUUCAUAUUUUAUGUCUUGACGGAGAUAGACGAGAUAGAUCCCUCGAAGUAUCACUUUGUUGGCUACUUCUCAAAAGAGAAGUUGAACAACUCGGAUUACAAUGUUUCUUGUAUUCUUACCUUGCCGAUAUAUCAGAGAAAGGGGUACGGAAACCUUUUGAUAGAUUUCAGCUAUUUGUUGAGCAGGAGUGAAUUCAAGUACGGGACUCCCGAGAAGCCUUUAAGUGAUCUUGGUCUACUAAGCUAUCGAAACUAUUGGAGGCUCACUGUUGCAUAUAAAUUGAAAGCCCUAUAUCAGAGAUUUAUGGUGGAAAACGAGACACCUUCAACUGACCCAAAGCAAACUGCUGGUACAGAGACUGCUGAAGCGCCAAAUGGUGGAACUCUUUCCGUGUCGAUUGAAAGCAUUUGCAAGCUAUCCGGAAUGACUCCUUCGGAUGUAGUUGUGGGAUUAGAACAACUAGAUGCACUCAUUAAAAAUCCAACCACUAACAACUAUGGCAUCGUACUCAAUAUGAAUAAAAUCAAUGCAGAAAUCGAUAAGUGGGAAAAGAAAAACUACACUAAAUUGGACUACUCUAAGUUACUUUGGAAACCGAUGUUGUUCGGACCUUCUGGAGGUAUCAACUCGGCACCUGCAUUGAUUGCAGCACCAUCCAGUGCCCCCAAACCCAACCCUAAUCAACCAAGCCCUAACAGCAUUUCUCUGAUCAUCGGAUUUCUAAAGGAUGAUAUUAAUAACCCUUACACCUUCGAACAGGAAGCGUAUAAGGAGAUUGAAAUGUACCGGGAAAUGUUAACUAAACCUCAAAGUGAGCAUAUCGAUGAAAGUGAAGACGCACGUACUGACUUGAUUUUGGAUAAUUAUAUCGUCUGUUAUCCUGGAAUCGAAUAUCAUACCAAAACGAAGAUCCCAAUCAUCCAAAAAAAUGAAGUGAAGGAAGUAGUUGGCAUAGAUGGUGCUAUUGAGGAGGAAUCUCCACUGGAAUUAGAAGACGAUGAGGAAGAUAAUGAGGCUAUAGCUUCUGACUUCGAAGAGUUCGAAGAGGCGUCCGACAUAGACCCAGAAUCAGAUAUUGAAACACCGGUUAUUAAUGAAGACCUGCCAGAGGUUGCACAAGAUGAAGAUGAAUUCCUUGAGGACUUAGAAAUUGUUGCACCACGAAGAAAUAGAAGCUCUUACGAGGAUUAUGAAGGUGUUGUACCUCUCAGAAGGUCGAGAAGAGACACCCAUUCAAUAGUUCAAAGCCCGUUAUCGCCAAUUUCUCCUCGGAAGAGUAGGAGACUAGUGCGGAUGUCUGAGACAGAGUCACCCAAAUCAGAACAGGAAGAUGAUUUAAUUGUUUCUCCGAGAAGAACCAGAAAACCUCCGUUGGACACAUUGUCCACCACACCUCCAAGAAGUAUCAGACUAAGCAAUCUCGUUCCUCCAACUAGAUUGACUAGGCUACAGGCCCAUCCAAAAAUUGAAGAUCCUCCCCGGUUCAGAAGAUCUUCAAGAAGGCAUGGAUAAUCCGUGUCUAUUGUACUCUAUGUAAAUUAAUGUAAUAUAGCGACAGCACCAUUGAUAGAUGACAAUCAAAUCUAGUAGUGUACUCCAGUCAGGCUCAAUCGAUAACAUACUACCUCGAGAGUCAGAGUAAUUUAGUCAG